CCUUGGAUUCUUUUUAAACUCAAACCCACCCACUGGUUUUUCCUCACCAGCUUUUUCUCACCUCUUGCAAAUAGAUUUGUGCUUGUAAGUUGCAGCUAUGGUUCACCACAAACGCUCCUCUUUACCCUCCAAAGAUCACUUCCAAAAGCUUCCAGAGUCUCUUAUCUUAAUCAUCAUUUCUUUCCUACCUUUUAAGGAGGCUGUGAGGACAUCCGUUCUGUCAAAACAUUGGUGCAACUUUUGGCGUUCUACUGGCAACGUUGAGCUGAACGAGGGGUUCUUCGUGGAUCCUGAAGAUUCUGUUGAAAACCAAAGAGAACAGCGAAGAAAUUUCCUGGACUUUGCCCAGAAAUGGAUCCGUGAGUUUCAGGAGCCCUGCAUCAGAAACUUCGCCCUAGUCUUUUCUAGGCGCAUAGAUAUCGCUAAGUACAUGCAAGGUUGGGUCAAGUUUGCCCUAGAUCAUCACACCAAAGGGCUGACCCUCGAUCUCUCCGAUCCAACGUGGGAUGACGAGGAUCUCCUCAAAAAACAAAAACCAAUCUUCCAUUUACCAUCACAGGCUUACAAGUACAAAGGUUUUGAGUCCCUGAACCUUGUCCUUUGUAAGGUUAACGUAUCUGCAUUAGUGAAUUUGGGUAUGCUGAAGGAUCUCUCUCUUGGGUGGAUGGAACUCAGUGGGAGUCAUAUAAACACUCUGCUGAAGAACUGUCCACUGCUUGAGAGUUUAAGCGUAAAAAGGUGUUGGGGUUUCGAGCAGAUCGACAUUUCUUUUGUGAAACUCAGGCUGAAAAAGUUAGUCAUUGACAAAUGCCUUUUUAAUAAUGGCACCUGUUGGAUCUCGAUCGAGGGACCAGAGCUCCGCUACUUCAACUAUUCAGGGCCGGUAGGGCUGUUCUAUCUGGAAAACCAAUCCGGUCUGGAUGAAGCAUACCUUGAUUUCGGGAUGGUAACUGAGUUUGAGCCGCUCGAUAGUGAAAUAUACAUUUAUACCUUCUUGGAGCAAAUACAAUUUGCCAACGUCCUUUCUGUUUGCUCGUAUCUGAUCCAGCUUAUUCCCUAUGGGAAUUUUGCGCCAUUCGCUCUAUGUGCUAACCAUCUGAUCUUAAAGACUUCAUUGCAUGCUCGUGAAUUUCUCGGGAUCAAAUUCUUACUAGAUAGUUGUAUAUUGCUUGAGACUCUUACUAUUGAGGUUUACCCUACUAAAAUUUUCACUGAUGUUGAGCGCCCAUAUGUGAACUGGGCAAGGGACUUUUUCGAAAAAUUGUUCUUGAAGGUGGUGGUGGUUAAAGGCUUCAAAGGAACAGAUGAUGAAUUGUACACCCUGCAAUUCAUUCUCCGCAUUGGAAAAGCCAUCGAGCAAGUGAAUAUAUACAUUUGCAGAGAAGUUGAUGAUGAUGGUGGCAUUAACAUGGAACAUUAUGCAGAGCGGGCGCAAUUGGUGCAUGAAUUGAGUAAGGCCUCAAAGAAUGUUCGUAUAUCAAUAUAUUGAUAAACGUAUCGACCUUCAAAUAUAUAUAUAUAUAUGGCAUCUGUGCGUGGCUCAUGUUUUCUUCCCUGGUUUUUGAUGAAGUGAAUUAGUAUGUGCUUGCUGCUUGUAUAAGUUGAUGUGCCUGUGUUGUCUAUGAUGACAAACUCUCAUAUUUUACAAUGUAUAUGGUGUUUUAAGAUUUUCAAUAUAAACAUGUCCCUCUC
Rubroshorea leprosula is the source of this 1692-nucleotide messenger RNA. The record is from the annotation of a GenBank genome assembly. Lineage: Eukaryota; Viridiplantae; Streptophyta; Magnoliopsida; Malvales; Dipterocarpaceae.